AUGCCCAGCAACGAGGCCAUUCUCCAGGGCGUCAGCGUCCUGGGCCCCAUUCAGGAGUCGCACCGCAAGAUUCUGACUCCCUCCGCCCUGAGCUUCCUCGCCCUGCUGCACCGCUCCUUCAAUCCCACCCGCAAGGCCCUCCUUGAGCGCCGCAAGCUUCGCCAGGCCGAGCUCGACAAGGGCGGCCUCCUGGACUUCUUGCCAGAGACCAAGCACAUCCGCGAAGACCCGACAUGGAAGGGUGCCCCGCCCGCCCCCGGUCUCGUUGACCGCCGCGUUGAGAUCACGGGGCCAACAGACCGCAAGAUGGUGGUCAAUGCGCUGAACGCCAACGUCUGGACCUACAUGGCUGACUUGGAGGACUCGAGCGCCCCGACAUGGGACAACAUGAUCAAUGGCCAGGUGAACCUGUACGAUGCUGUGCGCCGUCAGGUCGACUUCAAGCAAGGGGCAAAGGAGUACAAGCUCCGGACGGAUAGGCCGCUUCCCACCCUCAUCGUGCGGCCCCGCGGCUGGCACCUCGAGGAGAAGCAUGUCACAGUCGAUGGUGAGCCCAUGAGCGGCUCUCUCUUUGACUUUGGCCUAUACUUCUUCCACAACGCCGCAGAGGCCGUCAAGCGUGGCUUCGGGCCGUACUUCUACCCUACCCAAGAUGGAAUCGCACCUUGA
This is a messenger RNA of Chaetomium globosum CBS 148.51, 669 nucleotides long. RefSeq lists its product as uncharacterized. Bases 1 to 669 code for a protein of 222 amino acids. Gene Ontology annotation, biological process: glyoxylate cycle. Lineage: Eukaryota; Fungi; Ascomycota; Sordariomycetes; Sordariales; Chaetomiaceae. The transcript has 2 exons. Gene Ontology annotation, molecular function: malate synthase activity. Gene Ontology annotation, cellular component: peroxisomal matrix; cytoplasm. The record is from RefSeq and is a predicted model, not a curated record.